AUGAGUGACGUAGGGGUGGAACAAUUACUCGAGCGGCUAAUGUUAAUGCUGGCAGAUCGCCAGUCGUCUCAGGCCACUUCUGUCAGUACGCCGUCACUUGACAGCCUCACCAACAGUAUCUCAGAGUUUUCCUAUGAUCCGGAAAAUGGCGCAACGUUUGAGUCCUGGCAUUGGCAUUUCGAAGACCUGUUCCGAGUUCAUCUCGCUUAA
Molecule: messenger RNA, 210 nt
Organism: Mesocestoides corti
Lineage: Eukaryota; Metazoa; Platyhelminthes; Cestoda; Cyclophyllidea; Mesocestoididae
Source: the annotation of a GenBank genome assembly